CGUAGGCUCUGCUCUGUAACAGUUUUUAGCAUCCGGCGGGGAACACUGCACUAGCGACAGAGGACAAACCAGACGAGCAAGCUGUGAAACAUGUCUGUGGACUGGGUGGGAUACGGAUAUGCAGCCCUGGUGGCGUCAGGGGGAGUCAUCGGCUAUGUGAAAGCAGGCAGUGUUCCCUCUCUUGCUGCUGGACUUCUUUUUGGUGGUCUUGCAGGUGUUGGCGCCUAUCAGAUCUCCAAUGACCCCAGUAAUGUUUGGCUGUCUCUUGGUACUGCAGGUGCGCUGACAGGCGUCAUGGGAAAAAGGUUCUAUGGAUCCAGGAAGUUCAUGCCAGCUGGCCUCUUGGCGGGUGCAAGUCUUCUGAUGGUGGGGAAGCUAAGCAUGGCGCUGCUAAACAAACCUCAGCAGUCCGGAUGAUGAUAAUGGUGAUCCAUGCCAGAUUUCUGUUGUAUGUGAAGCUAAUUUUGUAUGAAGAAUGUGAAAUAAAGCACCAAAGUUUAUA
Molecule: messenger RNA, 502 nt
Organism: Doryrhamphus excisus (bluestripe pipefish)
Lineage: Eukaryota; Metazoa; Chordata; Actinopteri; Syngnathiformes; Syngnathidae
Gene: tmem14ca
Product: transmembrane protein 14Ca
Biological process (GO): regulation of heme biosynthetic process
Cellular component (GO): mitochondrial membrane
Source: RefSeq, a predicted model, not a curated record